Messenger RNA from Acanthamoeba castellanii str. Neff, 999 nucleotides. RefSeq lists its product as uncharacterized. Bases 1 to 999 code for a protein of 332 amino acids. The record is from RefSeq and is a predicted model, not a curated record. Gene Ontology annotation, molecular function: ATP binding; kinase activity. The transcript is spliced from 3 exons. NCBI's taxonomy places the organism in Eukaryota, Discosea, Longamoebia, Acanthamoebidae.
AUGGAAGAGAUAGCGAGGGCCGGGGACUUGGCCUCCGCACUGGUCCGCCUGUUUGAUGUGGCCUCCACCUCGCCCACACAGAUGUCCGACGAUGCGGUGGCCCAGAUCCUGCGGCACACAAUGGAGCCCGCACCAUCCAAUCUGUGGGCGGUGCUGUGCUCGCUGCCCACGCGACCACUCGACCCACCCGCCCCCCAAUCGCUUGGCAACAUCUGGCAGCAUUUUCUACGCUUGCGGGCCGCGCUGGCCUCCUUGCGGAGCGUGGAGGCAGCAGGCCUGCGCACCCAGCUCAGCCCCUCGCUGCUGGCCUCCGACCCCGCCACCGUGCUGAGUGAGAUCUUGAUGUUUGCGCUGAACCGCCUGUUUGCGCCGGUGGGCACCGGCGGUGAGGACGACACCGACGUCGACGUCAGCUGCGUGUUUGCCUUCGACGCCUACCACUACCCCAACGCCUAUCUCGAUUCGCAUUUCGUGGAGAGGGACGGGGCGGAGGUGCCGCUGCGGCAGUUCAAGGGCGACCCGGUGUCCUUCGACGUUUCCGCCUUUGUCCGUGAUCUGCAGCGCAUCAAGCACCAAGACGGUGAUGGCGGCGGCAGCGGCGGCGGCGACAAUGCGGGACGCAAGGAGAUCCGUCUGCCGGUCUACGAUCGACGACUACACGACCCCGUGCCCGACGCGCUCACCAUCAAGUCCCAGCACUCGUUCGUGCUCGUCGAGGGCCUGCUGCUGCUGCACGAUGAGCUCGGAUUCGAGGCGAUCAGAGACCACCUCGACGUGUGCCUCUUUCUCGACGUCGACGAGCCCGAGUGCCAUCGCCGAGUGGUAGCGCGCAAGGUCGUCGGCGGGCGGGACCCGGAUGACGCCGAGCGACACUACGCGCGGGUCGACCUGCCCAACGUGGUGCGCAUCAACCAGAGGAGCGAGAGGGCAGACCUCCUGCUCCAGCUGGGACCCGACGGCGAGAUACGCAGCGCGAGGCCCGGCCGACUCGCCCCGUAG